GGCCAACAGGCAUCUGUCCUUGUUAAUUACAGAGAAACAAUUCCAAACCCGGAGCUCCGCCUGGAUUUGCUGGCCUGCAGCAGCCAAGGACUGGCGUUUCUCCCUCUCUGCUGAAUCCAGGUAUUCCCACCUGCUUCUCUGAAGGAUGGACAUGACCGACGGCUGCCAGUUCUCCCCUUCUGAAUACUUCUAUGAAGGCUCCUGUAUCCCCUCGCCAGAGGAUGAGUUUGGGGACCAGUUUGAGCCAAGAGUGGCAGCCUUCGGAGCACACAAAGCUGAGCUGCAGGGCUCAGACGACGAGGAGCACGUGCGUGCACCUACCGGCCACCACCAGGCUGGUCACUGCCUCAUGUGGGCCUGCAAAGCUUGCAAGAGGAAGUCCACUACCAUGGAUCGACGCAAGGCCGCCACCAUGCGCGAGCGCAGACGCCUGAAGAAGGUCAACCAAGCUUUUGAGACGCUCAAGAGAUGCACCACAACCAACCCUAACCAGAGACUCCCGAAGGUGGAGAUCCUCAGGAAUGCCAUCCGGUACAUUGAGAGCCUCCAGGAGCUGCUGCGCGAACAGGUGGAGAACUAUUACAGCCUGCCGGGACAGAGCUGCUCCGAGCCCACCAGCCCCACCUCCAAUUGUUCUGAUGGGAUGCCUGAAUGUAACAGCCCUAUCUGGUCCCGAAAGAACAGCAGCUUUGACAGCAUCUACUGUGCUGAUGUGUCAAACGUGUGUGCUGCAGAUAAAAGCUCCUUGUCCAGCUUGGAUUGUUUGUCCAGCAUAGUGGAUCGGAUCACGUCUGCAGAGCCAUCUGAGUUGGCUCUUCAGGACACAGCUUCUCUGUCUCCGGCUGCCAGCACCAAUUCACAGCCUGCAACCCCCGGAUCCUCCAGUUCCAGACCUAUCUAUCACGUAUUAUGAACUAUCUCCUGAUGGUCAGUCCUGCUAGGAGGGCUUACUACAAGGGAGAAAAGAAGCCCCGCGUCCGAAGGGAAGACAAGAUGCGCAGAAUAUGGGCUUUUCAGUUGUAAAUACUGUCUUGCCACUUUAUAAGGAAAUGGAUUUAACUGAAAGUCACAUUUGCAAUAAUGGUUUCUCCUCUGCCUAUUCUUUUUGCUUUCAUUUUUAGCUUUCAUUUGCAUUAGAUACAUGGUUCCAGAAAUAUUUUUCCAAUGGAGACCAUUAACUGACCGUUACUUAUAGUAAUUCUUAACUUAUACAUAUAUAUUGUAAAUAUUGCACAUCAAAAUAACUUUGGUAUUUAGAGCUCUAUUUUUUUUCUUCAAAAAACAUUUUAAUAGCUUGGAAUCCAUUACAGGGAAUUAAAAAUAUAUUUAACUUUUGCUUUUCUCUUUAAUCUUUUGUUAAUAAUGUAUCAAAUGAAAAUACAACAAUUCAGCCUAGUGAUAUAUAUUUUCAUCUUUUCUUAUAAGAAAUACUUCUUUCAAUGUAAGCAAUAAAUAAUACAUUGUGGGCAAUUUCAAACUAUAAA
Mastomys coucha (southern multimammate mouse) is the source of this 1484-nucleotide messenger RNA. RefSeq names its product myogenic factor 5 (gene Myf5). NCBI's taxonomy places the organism in Eukaryota, Metazoa, Chordata, Mammalia, Rodentia, Muridae. The coding region runs from base 146 to 913 and encodes 255 amino acids. Gene Ontology annotation, biological process: regulation of transcription by RNA polymerase II; muscle organ development; positive regulation of myoblast differentiation. The transcript has 3 exons. Gene Ontology annotation, molecular function: protein dimerization activity; RNA polymerase II cis-regulatory region sequence-specific DNA binding; DNA-binding transcription factor activity, RNA polymerase II-specific. The record is from RefSeq and is a predicted model, not a curated record.